Ostertagia ostertagi is the source of this 420-nucleotide messenger RNA. The record is from the annotation of a GenBank genome assembly. Lineage: Eukaryota; Metazoa; Nematoda; Chromadorea; Rhabditida; Trichostrongylidae.
AUGCCACUUCGGGCGACGUACCUCGUUCUAGAGGGAGUGUUCCCGUCGCAAGACAGGGUUCGACCCCAAACGGAGGUAGCGAUGAACAAGCUGAAGUUCGUGAUGGCGGCGGGCCUUCUGGCCGCGACGGCCGCCUGUACCCAGACCGGGUACGACAACUCGUAUGCCUACAACAAUGGCUACAACACGCGGCCUGUCUACAGCAACGGCUACUACGCCCAGAACAACAACUACAACAACGGAUAUUACAACAGCCGUCCUGCGUACAAUAACGGCGGCUACUACAACAACAACGCGCGCUAUGCCUCUCAGGGACGGCGCGGCCCGAACGGCGACUACGAUGGCGACGGCGUUCCCAACCGUCGCGACAUCGACGCCAACGGCGACCAGAUCCCGGACGCCUUCCAGGGUCGUCGGUAA